This is a messenger RNA of Puccinia graminis f. sp. tritici CRL 75-36-700-3, 402 nucleotides long. RefSeq lists its product as uncharacterized. Lineage: Eukaryota; Fungi; Basidiomycota; Pucciniomycetes; Pucciniales; Pucciniaceae. Bases 1 to 402 code for a protein of 133 amino acids. The record is from RefSeq and is a predicted model, not a curated record. The transcript is spliced from 8 exons.
AUGGCUUGGCGUACAGAGUUUGAAGAAAAUGCCGCAACAGCUUCUGGGAAAACUGGGAGCAUGACCCGAACCAAUGCGGAGGCCUUGCACGGUCUUCAGGGUACUAGAACUCAAAUGUCAACACCAUUAAGCAACAAUGAGGGGCACAAUAUAUUAUCUAUCCCUGAAAAUGGGAACCAUAUGUCAACAAACAAGGUGACUGCACAACCAAGUGAAAUGAAUACAGAUGGAAAACCUGGCCCUAACAUUGAGGGUUCCAAAAAAAGUAAAUCGACAACAAAAGCAGACCCCUGGGUCAAUCCAGGUCAAUCAGAUAAAAGUGGGGGAAGACCUACCAGCCCAAACUACACAGAUGGCAAACCUAAAACAAAUCAAGAACCUAGAUUCAAAAAAUUCAAAUAA